AUGCUCUCAAAAUUCCGAUUCUUGCAAAUUUCAGCAUCCUUUUCCUCUCCCAAGAACAAGGCUUUCGUUCCACACCAAUUCACAUUCAGCACAAAGCUCCGAUCGCGGAUGGGGUAUACGACGUCUUCCGGUUCCUCACCGUCCAAGCUGCUUUUCCGACAGCUUUUUGAGAAGGACUCGUCUACCUACACUUACCUUCUCGCCGAUGCUUCUCACCCUGAUAAGCCUGCUCUGUUGGUUGAUCCAGUAGACAAGACAGUGGACAGAGAUCUUUCCUUAGUGAAAGAGUUGGGCUUGAAGCUUAUAUAUGCAAUCAAUACUCAUGUACACGCAGAUCACGUCACUGGGACUGGGUUGCUUAAGAGUAAGUAUCCUGGAGUAAAAUCUAUCAUUUCUAAAGCAAGCAAUGCAAGAGCCGAUCUUUUUGUUGAACCUGGUGAUAGGAUCUGUUUCGGGGAUCUCUUUUUGGAGGUUCGUGCAACCCCAGGUCACACACAAGGUUGUGUUACCUAUGUCACAGGUGACGGGCCUAACCAACCUCAACCGCGGAUAGCUUUUACUGGUGAUGCUCUAUUGAUACGUGGUUGUGGGAGGACCGAUUUUCAGGGUGGGAGUUCUGAGCAGCUUUACAAGUCAGUUCAUUCACAGAUCUUUACAUUGCCGAAGGACACAUUUGUAUAUCCAGCCCACGACUACAAGGGCUUUUCUGUGAGUACUGUUGGAGAGGAGAUGCUACAUAAUCCCCGCCUGACAAAAGAUGAGGAAACAUUCAAAAACAUCAUGGCAAAUCUGAACUUAUCAUAUCCAAAGAUGAUUGAUAUAGCUGUGCCUGCUAACAUGGUUUGUGGGUUGCAAGAUGUUGAAUCCGAAGCUGUGUGA
This is a messenger RNA of Striga hermonthica, 879 nucleotides long. NCBI's taxonomy places the organism in Eukaryota, Viridiplantae, Streptophyta, Magnoliopsida, Lamiales, Orobanchaceae. The record is from the annotation of a GenBank genome assembly.